ACAUCGGAAACUGUGGCGUACGAUCGAGACGCCAUUGUUGUUGAUGAAGAAGAAUUCUUGAAAGGGAAACGGUCCUCGUUACUGUCCAUGCUUUUCUUUACAGUGAACUGUCAUUGUAAUUAGGUUAUGCCUGUAUGCAAUUCGAUUCAAUGUGCAAGUUUUUGGAGCCAAUUGGAUUGUGAAGCUUUGAGCCGUCAAGUGCAAGUAUCGCUGAGAUCUGGCUGAGAUUUCUCUGUCCGGUAUCAUCGAAUCACAUCAAUUCGUCGACAUAUUCAUGCAGAAUUUUGCUGAUUUCAACUGAUGAUAUCUCUGGAAUGCACCGCCUACAAUACAUUUGUCUUCAGUAUUUUAGCCUGACGUUUCAUGUUUUCCAAACCAUGCAAACUGUGUUUUAAUAUCGAAUUGAAUUGACCCUGCUUUUAGGACCACAAAAACAAUAGUUAGGCUCUUGAAUUCUUAUCCUGAAAAAAAAAUAGAAAUUUGGAUCGCUUUGAACAGUUGAUACUCACACUCCAGAGUCCAGUGCCUGUCACCAGUCGCAGUCUAUAGUUUCAAGAGCAAGAGAGAGAGAGCAGAUUAACGUUCCCAGUCCUGGAAUUGAGAUAUGACUUGUGUCUUCGGGACAUUGACGAAGGAAAUUAUGGUUCACAUUGAUGCCGAUGUCGAGAUACCUCAUCUCGAUUAAUUAAUCUAAAAACACCAGCUUCUCAGAACUUCAAAGUCGUUUUCUUUUUGCAAUCUAACUUACAUUGUCAUUAUGACAGCAAGUGUGGUAUUAUUUGAUCAUUUUGACAAGAUUCGAGCCGGCUGAGCUUCCAUGUUACACAGUCUUCCAACACAAAGCAUCUUUUGGGGAUAGGAUCCCACUUCAAACUCUUUAGACCUUAAAAGGUCUGGACAACUACAAAUUUUAAUUCGGGAACACCCAGGGUUUCCAAAGGUGAAGCUAACACCACGGAAGGUAGUCUAGACCAGUUUAACAUUUUGAAAUAAGAUUAAGAGGACUUUUAACCAUCUCCCGAAGCUUAGGAACAAGACCUUGAUUUUAAGUCAGAAUUGGACUGACGCAUUUUGUGAAAGAGAAAUUUUGUUUGCUACCUGAAAACAUGCCAAAGAGGAAGCAUCGAUCCAGUCGCCAUUCAGAGAAGCCGGGAUGUCUUGUUCACUGGUUUCGUAAAGGACUCCGUCUUCAUGAUAACCCGUCCCUGAAAGAGGGGCUGAAAGCAGCGAGUGGAUUCAGAUGUAUUUAUAUUCUUGACCCUUGGUUUGCUGGUUCCUGUAGCAAAGGGGUCAACAGAUGGAGGUUUCUGUUGGAAUGUUUAGAGGAUCUUGACUCCAGUCUUCGGAGGCUUAACUCCAGACUAUUCCUCAUCCGAGGCCAACCAGCAGAUGUCCUCCCAAGACUUUUCAAGGAAUGGAAGGUCACGCAGCUGUCAUUCGAGGAGGACAGCGAGCCGUUUGGAAGAACUCGAGACAAGGCAAUCAGCACCCUCGCCCAAGAAGCUGGAGUCAAAGUUAUCUCCCAGGUAUCGCAUACGCUCUACGACCCCCAAGAAAUCCUUGCACUGAACGAUAAUGAACCUCCGCUAACGUACAAACGUUUUCAAGACAUCAUCUCGAUGAUGGGUAUACCUGUCUACCCGGUCGAUGCGCUCGAGGCCGAAGAUGUCGAGGGACUUGAGACUUUCAUCGACCCCAACCACGAAGAUAAAUACGGCAUUCCUACCCUUGAAGAAUUGGGGUUUGAUCAGGAAGAUGUUCCUCCUCCUAUGUGGAUAGGUGGUGAGACUGAAGCCAAGCAGAGACUUGAUCGUCAUCUUGAAAGGAAGGCAUGGGUCGCCAAUUUUGAAAGGCCCCGGAUGUCUCCCGCCUCUCUGAUGGCGAGCCCCGCCGGCCUGAGCCCCUACCUCCGUUUCGGUUGUCUCUCUCCAAGAACUUUCUACUGGAAAUUAACCGAGCUCUACCAAAAGGUUCGCAAGACGACACACACUCCAUUAUCCCUCCACGGUCAACUCCUUUGGCGUGAGUUUUUCUUCACAGUGGCCUGUAAUAACAGCAUGUUUGACCGCAUGGUGGACAACCCCAUCUGUAUACAGAUUCCGUGGGAUAAGAACACAGCUAUGCUCAACAAAUGGGCAAACGGCGAGACGGGAUAUCCCUGGAUUGAUGCAAUCAUGACCCAGUUGCGUCUCGAAGGUUGGAUUCAUCCGCUGGCCCGACACGCUGUGGCUUGCUUCUUGACCAGAGGUGACCUCUGGAUCAGCUGGGAAGAGGGUAUGAAGGUCUUUGAUGAGUUUCUGUUGGAUGCCGACUGGAGCGUCAACGCUGGGAACUGGAUCUGGUUAUCCUGCAGCUCAUUUUAUCAACAGUUCUUCCAUUGCUACUGCCCUGUCAAGUUUGGUAGGCGGACAGACCCAAACGGUGAUUACGUCAGGAAAUAUCUCCCAUUUCUCAAGAACUUCCCUUCAAAGUACAUCUUCGAGCCCUGGACAGCACCCCUGGAGGUCCAAGAAAAAGCAAAGUGUAUUAUAGGCAAGGACUAUCCGCUCCCAAUCGUGGACCACGCGGAGGCGUCUCAUCGGAACAUCGAGAGGAUGAGGAAGGUCUAUAAUAACUUGUCGCGGCACGGCGGACCAGGAAUAUUGGGAUCAGUGCCAAGCUCCAAAGCAGCAUCUGCUCCUCCCAAAGUGGGUAAACCCAAUGUGUCUUCUAAGCUCAUGCCAGAGCACCAGCAGCAUCAGCAACAGAUCCAGGAAGCUCCGGUGGCACAAUCUCCAAACAACAGCAUCCUCAUGCCACGACCCAGCAAGAUGCGCUUCAUGGGUAUGGGAAUGGGCCACAUGCAGAUGCCUUUCAGCAGAGACACCGGAAGCAACAUGGGCGAACCCAGCGGCAUCGGGGGAGGUGGUGUCGGAGCGGGUGUCAGCGAAGUCUCGGUUGUUCCAGACGUCAGGGGCAUGGAGGUCAGUGGGUUGAACGUGACGGAUGUUACGAGUCAUCUACCGGGAAGCAGCAGUAGUACCUUGAGCUAUCAACCAUCUCUGGUGAUACAGCAGCAUCAACAACAUCAACAGCAUCCGCAGCAACAUCCGCAGCAUCAGCAGCAACAACAACAUCAGCAACAACAACAGCAGCAGCAUCAGAUGAGUCAACAACACAUGCCAGUCACGAUCACUGGCUUGAGUCCGAUAGAUGUCCCUGGCACCUCAGGAAGCUUGCUCAAAGAACUCGAAGGGGCUGAUUGGCAGUCCCACUGGCAGUUUACGAAUCAAUGACAUUCCAUCUCCAAGAGAAUUGAGGACAAGCAGCUUGUCAGUUCCUUCAGCUACCUACCGUUCUUUGAUUAUCAUAUAGUUUCUAUAAAUAUGUACAUCUGUUGUUUAUCAGGAAUUGAAUCAGUGUACCGUUUUUCUGAUAUGCGUGUGGGGACCACACUGAAUUUCAGAGUUGAAAAUGUAUGUACAGUUUUUUCGUUUCUAAUGGAAUUAAAUGAUAUGCUCACUUGAACAUGUAUACCAAUGCACUUGAUGAAGAAUUUCUGCAGUUGAUAUUGUGUAUAAAACCAUAGAGUUAUAUGAUCAUGUCAAAGUCUUAUUGUGAUUAUUGUUUAUAGAAUUUCCAUGUGAAGUGUUCAUUGUCUCUCACAACAGGAUGUAUAUUGACAUUACAGAUCGUCUGUAAUGUGUCUCUAAACAGACUAACAGAUUAUUGUAGUCCUUGAGCACAUUGCGUGAAAGUUUUUUUCUCUCUCUGGCAGCAUACUCGUCUGAACAUGAAAGAUACCCAAUAUUUUCUGAUAAAAUCUAAUGUAAAGAUAAGAACACGACUAUCAGA
Molecule: messenger RNA, 3834 nt
Organism: Lytechinus variegatus (green sea urchin)
Lineage: Eukaryota; Metazoa; Echinodermata; Echinoidea; Temnopleuroida; Toxopneustidae
Product: cryptochrome-1-like
Exons: 12
Coding region: 1107-3275 (722 amino acids)
Biological process (GO): entrainment of circadian clock by photoperiod; circadian regulation of gene expression; negative regulation of DNA-templated transcription
Cellular component (GO): cytoplasm; nucleus
Molecular function (GO): FAD binding; DNA binding
Source: RefSeq, a predicted model, not a curated record